AUGGAGGCCACCCCGAUCUCCGUCAAGCCCCCCUCGCCGGCCCCGCCCCAGCCCCCGCACCCGCACCUCACGGCGGCGGUGCCCCUCUCGGCCAUGGAGCCCCCGCCCUCGCCGCCCCCGGCGGUGGCGGCGGCGGCGGAGGGGCCCGACGCGCUGCCGGAUCCCGGCAGCAUGAACCAGCUCGCGCUCGCCACCACGCCCAAGAGGCAGAAGGUGGAGGACGCCGCGGAUGGGUGCAAGCAUUGCGCCUGCAAAAAGUCCAGAUGCUUGAAGCUGUAUUGUCCAUGUUUUGCUGGUGGAGGUUAUUGUUCUGAAAAAUGUGGAUGUGUGCCAUGUUUCAACAAGGCUGAUUUUGCAGAGACAGUUCAGACCACUCGCAAGGUGCUACUUUCACGUCAGAAACGGAUGUCUCUGAAAAUUAAUAGAAGACUGGAGGCUAAUGCUGAAACUAUGGAAGACGCACACAAUUCUUCUUCUUCAACUCCACCAAGGCGAGGUUGCAACUGCAAGAAAUCAAGUUGCCUAAAGAAAUACUGUGAUUGCUACCAGGAUGGGACUGGAUGCUCCUUAUUUUGUCGAUGUGAGGAUUGCAAGAAUCCUUAUGGGAAAAAUGAAGGUUUUAUGGCGGACGAAAGCAAGCGUUUUAUAUACACCGGUGCAGAUCUGGACCAUAGCGAGGACGAACAUGACUUCAUUGUGGAGCGCUCGCCUCGCCUUCAAUCACCCAUCUCAAAGGAGUCCUCUUUCCAGCACACCCCGCCUCGCAGCAAGGCCUCGAGCAGAGACACGCACCUGCUGCCGCAGGUGCUGUCGCAGUGGCAGCCGCGCUCAUGGCAGCAGUCCUCGAAGAGGCAGGGCAACGACCACCGGGCGGUCGACGACUCGGGAGAGAACAACAAGAGCUCGAGCCACGAGUGGCAGCUGGCGAAGCACCAGGUCCAGGAGGACACCUACAGCAUCUCGCGGUGCGUCCAGAUCCUGAACGGCAUGGUGGAGCUGUCGCAGGUGGAGAAGUCGGUGGCCCCCGACGUGUUCCUGCAUCCGGGCAACCGGGAGAUAUUCGUCUCCCUGGGGCUCGAUGUCCGCGCCCUGUGGCUCAAGCGCAAGAUCCAGCACCUGACUUAG
Molecule: messenger RNA, 1125 nt
Organism: Triticum turgidum subsp. durum (durum wheat)
Lineage: Eukaryota; Viridiplantae; Streptophyta; Magnoliopsida; Poales; Poaceae
Source: the annotation of a GenBank genome assembly